Messenger RNA from Cryptomeria japonica (Japanese cedar), 3666 nucleotides. Its product is annotated as glutamate receptor 3.3. Gene Ontology annotation, cellular component: plasma membrane. The transcript is spliced from 6 exons. The coding region runs from base 563 to 3400 and encodes 945 amino acids. The record is from RefSeq and is a predicted model, not a curated record. NCBI's taxonomy places the organism in Eukaryota, Viridiplantae, Streptophyta, Pinopsida, Cupressales, Cupressaceae. Gene Ontology annotation, molecular function: glutamate-gated receptor activity.
UUUAAUGGGCAUAGCUCCCUAUAUUAGUUGUGUGAACACGAUGUUUGGAAUCUGGUACUAUUGGACAUUAUUCAACAAUAGAGACCACGAAAUAGAUGUGGAAAAAGAACUGUAUUCUGUAUAGAGUACAGAGACUUUUGUACAUUGAAUUAGUUAACUAUGAUCCCGCGUUUUUUCAGGCAUCCGCAACUUUAAAGCUCUAGAUUUCAUUUUAGAAGUGGGUGAAAGUGUCCCGUUCUGCUUAGGGGAACAGGAACAGAUUUGACAGGACAAAUGGCUUUACCAGGACCAAUUCAUUCUCCAAUUCACGUGAGAGCUUUGAGUGGCAUCAGAUCCAUCUCAUCAAUUCAAUUGUUCCUGAAUGGUCCUGGCGGCUUCCUCUCAUCAACUGUUUUCUCAACAAGGAUCCAUAUGUAUAUAUAUGUCUGUCCAAAACAGGAGUACCAACUACUUUAGAUAUUUAGCUUCUUUUCCAGUUUUAGUAGCAGCUUUUGGUAUUUGUAUACAGGACAACAAAAUGCUUGGAUGGGAUUCAUAGCAGUUUUUAAAGCCUCUCACAAGAAUGUAUACUAGUUGGACAGCCCUUUUAUCAUUGGGUUUUCUGUCUAUUGUGCUUUUUCCUGAGAGGGGAUGUCUCUGCCUGGCACAAAAUGGUACUAGACCUGCAACUGUGAACGUGGGUGCUCUUGUGGCCUACGAUACCACAAUUGGAAGAGUGGCCAAGAAGGCCAUUGAGUUGGCAGUGGAAGAUGUUAAUAAGGAUGGGACUGUGCUCAAUGGAACAAAACUUGUGCUCACCAUGAUGGACACCAAUUGCACUGCUUUCAUAGGGACUUCUGCAGCUUUGGAGUUGAUGAAAACAAACAACGUUGCAAUAGUAGGGCCACAAUCUUCUGUUAUUGCUCAUAUUGUUUCACAUGUAGCCAGUGAACUUCAUGUACCAAUUCUCUCAUUUGGAGCGACAGACCCAACUCUCUCAUCAUAUCAGUAUCCUUAUUUUUUUCGUAUGGCACACGAUGAUACGUAUGGAAUGAUGGCAAUCGCAGCUGUGAUUGGCUUUUAUGGCUGGAAAGAUGUUGUGAUUGCAUAUAUUGAUGAUGAUUAUGGGAGAAAUGGAAUAGCUGCUUUGAAUGAUGCACUAGAAGAUGUAAGAGCUAGAAUUGUUAACAAAAUAGCAUUUCCUCCUGGAGUUGAUAAAAGUGAAAUUGGAAGUGCAUUGGUGCAGUUAGCUUUGAUGGAGUCAAGGGUAUUUGUUGUGCAUAUGAAUCCCGAUACAGGUCUUGAUCUUUUUGAUGAGGCAUAUUACCUUGGAAUGUUGAACAGUACCUAUGUCUGGAUAGCCACAGAUUGGCUCUCUUCCAUUUUGGACUCUUAUGGACUUGAUUAUGAAACUAUGAACACACUCCAAGGAAUCCUUGCUAUACGUAGGCAUGUUCCGAUUUCAGAUCAGGAGCAUGCUUUUACAGUAAGGUGGAACAAACUGUACAAAGAUAGGAUCAUUGAUUUCCGCUUGAAUGCAUUUGGACUAUAUGCUUAUGAUGCGAUCUGGACAAUUGCCCGUUCAAUUGACACUUUCUUGAGUGGAGGAAGAAAUGUUUCUUUUGCAAGUUAUCCUUGGAUCUCCAAUAGCAGUGGAAGCAAAACAGAACUAGCAAAGUUAAAGGUUUUCACAGGAGGUCCACAACUGCGGAAUAUGUUGCUGCAAACUAAUUUCACUGGAUUAACAGGUCCUGUGAAAUUCGAUAAAACUGGAAAUUUGGUUGGUACUACUUUUCAGAUCAUCAAUAUAAUUGGAACAGGAUUUCGCAAGGUAAGUUAUUGGGCAAAUGAAUCAGGCUUGUCAGUUGUUCCUCCAGACAUUAGAUUUGGCAACUCACACAACCGGCAGACUGCGGGUCAGAAAAUGGUUGAGGUAGUAUGGCCAGGUCAAAAUAAACUAAUACCACGUGGGUGGGUAUUUCCUAAUAAUGGCAAGCACCUUUUGAUUGCCGUGCCCAAUAAGACUGGAUUUGGAGAGCUUGUGCAUACAGUGGAAGGUAACAACAACAUGAUGAAGGGUUUUGUUAUUGACGUGUUCCUUGCUGCAGUGGCCUUGUUACCUUAUGCCUUUCCAUACCAGUUUGAACCUUUUGGAGAUGGGAAAACAAACCCCAAUUAUGAUCAAAUGGUGCAGCAAGUUGCCUCAAAGAAAUUUGAUGCAGCAGUUGGGGACAUCUUAAUUGUGACCAAUCGGUCGAAGAUUGUGGACUUUACUCAACCUUACGUAGAAGCAGGGCUAUCUGUGGUGACUCCUCUCCGGGAGGUCAAUCGUAGUGGCACAUGGGCAUUUCUGCAGCCAUUCACAAUAGAAAUGUGGUGUACAACUGCUGCUUUCUUUCUUGUCAUAGGAGCUGUUGUAUGGAUUUUGGAGCAUAAAUCAAACCCUGAAUUUCGAGGACGUCCAAAGAAGCAAGCCCUUACCAUUCUUUGGUUCAGCUUCUCAACAAUGUUUUUCGCUCACAGAGAAAAUGUUAUGAGCAACCUGGGGCGAGCAGUGCUUUUAAUAUGGUUAUUUGUUGUUUUGAUCAUUAAUUCCAGUUAUACUGCAAGCCUGACCUCAAUUCUCACAGUACAACAGCUUUCACCAACAGUAAAUGGAUUUGCCAGUUUAAUUGAAAGCAACGAACCAAUUGGAUAUCAAGAAGGAACCUAUGUUAAAAGAUAUCUAAUGGAUGAGUUUAAUAUAGAUGAAUCCAGACUUGUUCCUUUUAAUUCUACAGAAAGCUAUGCUAAAGCAUUGACAAAAGGACCAGGCAAACCAGGAGGCGUAGCAGCAAUUAUUGAUUCAUCGCCAAUUAUCCAGCUCUUUCUCUCAACGCAAUGCGGUUUCACAACUCUUGGCUCAGAAAUUAGCAAAGGAGGAUGGGGAUUUGCUUUCCAAAAGGAUUCCCAAUUAGCAAUUGAUAUGUCAACUGCAAUUCUGACCCUUUCAGAAAGUGGUGAGCUUCAGAGGAUUCAUGAUAAAUGGUUUAGUAGAAAUCGUUGUGGUACACAGGCCACAGAAGUUGAUUCUACUCGGCUUCAACUGAAAAGUUUUUGGGGUCUUUUUUUGAUCAGUGGAGUGGCAUCCUUUGUAGCUCUCAUUAUCUUUUUCGUUCGUAUGUUCAUUCAGUAUUCCAGAAGCAUCAGCGACACAGUUACCAGAGAUGGCGUUUCUUCUUCAAGUUCCUUAACAUCAAGACUGAAAUCAUUCGUUGAUUUUAUAGAUAAGAAAGAGAUUUAUCAAGGUAAAGAAGAUUCAACAAGCAUGACUCCAAGAAGUCAACCGAGUCUUACCCCAAGAAAUCAACGAGAAGCUUGGCUUGAGUCUGAAUAUACUUCUAAUAGUCAAUCGAUUUCAGCUGGCCAAAAUGUAAUGUAGCAUUGUUUUCUCUCGUGUCCUGUUCAUCUAACAAUGGCUCAAAUGAUAUUCUGAUGGCAAAUAUGACAAGGGAGAUAUCAGCUAGCAAAGGCUGCUUGUUACAAAAUGAUUUUGUUAAAAAGUUUUUUGAGAUGAAGGACUAUAGCUGCUCAGUUGGUAUCAAUUUACACAAGCACAUUAAUCAGGAUUAAGUCUUGUUUGAUGAAGUAAAAAGAGAAUUGUCAUUUAAUUUAGCUGCUAUCUUUAUUGGUUCCAGUUUGGAAAUU